Molecule: messenger RNA, 1746 nt
Organism: Cajanus cajan (pigeon pea)
Lineage: Eukaryota; Viridiplantae; Streptophyta; Magnoliopsida; Fabales; Fabaceae
Product: putative serine/threonine-protein kinase PBL11
Biological process (GO): protein phosphorylation
Molecular function (GO): ATP binding; protein kinase activity
Source: RefSeq, a predicted model, not a curated record
CAAAAAACAAGGGCAUGCAACAAUCUGCUAUGUAACAUGGGUCCCAAUUGAAGCUAGCAAAAGGAAAGUUUAUAGUUUUGGAGAGCAUCAUAAUAAGUUUGCAAAUUUUGAUGUUUACCACUGUUUGGUGGAAUCUUCACCACCUGCAAUAGCACAACCACCUUUGAAAAAUAGGAGUGGAUCUGCACAUAAGAUGUUGCUGGAAUUUAUUGCUGGCAUUUUCACAACCAUGGUACUGGCCUCACUCUAUUUCCUCUUCAGGAGAAAGGUCAUUCCAUUUCUCAAGUCUUUGAAAGGAAAGGAGCAGAGCAGCUUUAAAUAUGACAAAAUAUCAUUAAGGCAUUUUGAUUUUCAGGAACUAGAGAGAGCCACCAAAAAUUUUAGUCAAGAUUGCUUGUUGGGUUCUGGUGCAUUUGGAAAUGUCUACAAAGGAACCUUUGACUUAGAAGGAACACUAGCCAUCAAGAGAGCUCAUUCUGAAUCAUUCUCAACUGUGGAAGAAUUCAGAAAUGAAGUUAGGCUCCUUUCAGCUGUAAAGCACAAGAAUCUUAUUGGUCUGGUUGGAUAUUGUGAAGAACCAGAACGAGGUGGAGCCAAAAUACUAGUCUAUGAAUAUGUUCCAAAUGGUUCACUGCUCGAGUAUAUCAUGGGAAACAGAAUGAGCUUAACUUGGAAGCAAAGAGUAAACAUAGCAAAUGGAGCAGCAAGAGGCAUAGCUUAUCUGCAUGAAGGGGUGAAGCCAAGCAUAAUACAUCGCGACAUCAAACCAAGUAACAUCCUAUUAGGGGAAGGUUUUGAGGCUAAGGUUUCAGAUUUUGGACUAGUAAAAUCAGGGCCAACUGGAGAUCAGUCACAUGUCAGCAGCCAGAUUAAGGGGACACCAGGGUACCUUGACCCUGCCUAUUGUUCAAGCUUUCAUUUGACCAAAUUCAGUGACGUUUAUAGCUUUGGUAUCAUACUUCUGCAACUUGUUUCAGCUAGACCUGUGGUGGAUUCCACUGAAAAACAAAGUAUUCAACAUAUUAUUGACUGGGCAAGACCAAGCUUAGAGAAGGGUAGUGUUGAAGGAAUCAUGGAUGCAAAUCUACUAUGUCAAAGUGAGGCAUGCAACAUGGAAGUUAUGCUAAAGAUGGGGCAACUUGCUUUAAGAUGUGUGGUUGAAGAACCAAAACAACGACCUACAAUGACCCAGGUGUGUCAAGAAUUGGAGCAAGCCCUCUACUCAGCUGAUAGCUUCAAUAACAAGCAGUCUUCAAAGGAAUUCUUUACACCAACUGGCUCAUCCCAGCCAUCAACAAAUUCAGAGUCUCAGGGAUCAGUUGAUUUAUACGAUUGUUCACAAAGCUUUGUUAGUAUUAACGGUGUUGGAUUUCAGAAAUUUCAUGUUGAUAUUGAUAGUUUAUCCUUUAAGAGCACAGACUUAAGGUGUCUAGAAAAUAAUAGUAUUAGUAUUGACAUGGAUAGAAUUUAGUUAGUAGUAGUUUUAGCAUUGACGAGCAAUUUGAGGAGAAUACAUGAGAAUGAGAUCAUAUUCAAGAUAUGAUAUGACCUUAAGUGAAUCUCAUUCAUCACUCUUUUUCCUAUAUUGGAAAUCAUGUAGAUAACUUGAUAUGGAUAACUUCAAUGAAGCUCAACAUUGUGAUUUGUGUGUAUGUACAUACAUUGCCCGGAGAUAGAAUAUUACUAGAGCAAUUUACUCAAAACUUGACAAAAAAAAAUGAACUCUAAUUUUUUCCUAUUCAAGCU